Molecule: messenger RNA, 1983 nt
Organism: Scylla paramamosain (green mud crab)
Lineage: Eukaryota; Metazoa; Arthropoda; Malacostraca; Decapoda; Portunidae
Product: trypsin-like
Exons: 9
Coding region: 176-1192 (338 amino acids)
Biological process (GO): proteolysis
Molecular function (GO): serine-type endopeptidase activity
Source: RefSeq, a predicted model, not a curated record
CGUGAAGGUGAGGUUGGAGAAGUAUGAAGAUGACAUUGUAUUUUUUCAGUGCUCAGGAGCUGCUUCGUGUAGCCAGCAAACACGAUUUCAGCCUCAAUAUUUUACGAUACGGGUGUCUAAAUACGGGUGUCUAAGAACUGCUUUGGCAUUGGCGUGAAAUCCCCGGCAGUCGGUGAUGGUCCUUCUGCUGCGUCUUGCAUGGAUCCGCCGGCACAGUGUGCAUGCGAACUCCAUUACCACCAUCACCACCACCACCACCACCACUACCACCACCACCACCACUACCACCACCACCAUCACCACUCCCACAAGCACCACCAUCAACGCUACCACCACCACACCCCUUCCUUCCAUCUCAGUCAACGUCAGUCUCAGUCUCAAACCACAGCAGGUUUCCAGGCUGAUGCUGCGGUCGGAGAAUCACAUGGGGUGUGGUGUGAGCAAAAACAAAUCGCCUGACAUUGCCGGAAGAAUUGUGGGAGGCAUCACAGUGCACAAAAAUGAAAUCCCGUGGCAAAUCAGUCUGCAGCUUGGAAAGAGACACGUCUGCGGCGCCGUCGUCAUUGACCGGCUUUGGGUGACGAGUGCUGCCCACUGCUUGAACUCAAUUGACAUAAAGGAGCUGCACGUGGUGGCCGGCGAGCACCACCUGGAGACACAAGACCUGGAACAGCGUCGUGAAGUGAAGGAAGCCAUUGCACAUCCCAAUUUUGAUCCAACAACAAAUGAGAACGAUAUCGCUCUCCUGCUGCUGGCCAAGCCUCUGAAGCUGGAUGGAUUGACCGUCAACCCUGUGUGUCUGCCGCCCUUCAAGGCUAAUGUCACAGGUUUCUGCGAGGUGUCAGGCUGGGGUUUCACGAAGGAGGGCGGCGCGAGGUCAAACAUCCUGAAGAAGGUUGCGGUGCCCAUCAUUAGUGACGCGGACUGUCGAAUUCAUUAUGACAAGACGCCAAGGAAGGUCACCGACAGUAUGAUCUGCGCAGGAUUCACCGAAGGGAAGAAGGAUGCAUGCCAGGCUGAUUCAGGUGGUCCGCUGACUUGCUUGGGCCAAGACGACCGGCACUUCCUGGUGGGAUUGGUGUCGUGGGGCAUAGGAUGUGGACAGCCCCACUUCCCCGGCGUAUACACAGAGGUGAGUCACUUCGUUAAGUGGAUCGACAGAGUCAUGAGCACCCAUUCCUCCACAACGUAGUUUCUCACUCCGAGGAGAACCUCACUCCACGCCGCCCACCCACUGGCACCAGGAAAACAGGAAGAAAACCCUGAAGAUAGACUCAGAGCUGCGAUACGAGAAUCUUCGUUCUUUGUAUUCCCGCGGAUGUAUGGCGCCUUACAUCAGGAUGUGACAGAAGCGGACCAGCCUUGCCUUUUCGAUGCGUGAUUUCACAAUUUUGUAAUCAUGGAAGUACAAGCGUGUAGAGAAUAUGGGAUGCUUUAUAAUUUAUGCCUACAUCUAGAGUCACUCCAUGACCACAAAGGAGAGUAUAUCCGAGACUUUCCAGUUCAUGCCGUGGUGAGGAGAGGCGAGAUCGGGGAGUGUGCAGCAAUGCCUAGUGAACCGCCAAGUGCCAAUGUCUCUCUCUCAUUUGUCACUUGUGACGUCAUGUUGCGAUUUCUUGAAUUCUCCAUCUUCCACUGCUGCUUUUGAUUUUCAUGACAUUUACUCAAUGCUGGCUAUGUUUUUUUUUUUUUUUUUUUUUUUUUUUUUUUGUAAAUUCCAAAAGUUAAUAAUCUUCCUUGAAACAACGCCCGGAGAUUUUAACUUACUGUUUAAGUAUGGAGAAAAUAAUAUUUUUAGAAAACCUUUUUUUCUUUUUUUCCAUGAAGUUGUAAUUUUUGCUCGUCUCUCAGAUAAGUGCAGCGACAUCACAUCAUUAUUACAGUGUUACCAGAGUUUCCUUCACAAGGAAACACCAGCGAUAGUGACAGAGUUGUCAAGUAUCUUUUUUUGUUAUCCUGUUAAUAAAAAAUUCCUGCAAGAAA